This is a messenger RNA of Pelobates cultripes (western spadefoot toad), 155 nucleotides long. Lineage: Eukaryota; Metazoa; Chordata; Amphibia; Anura; Pelobatidae. The record is from the annotation of a GenBank genome assembly.
AUGCAUGAAGAAACAGUUAAGAAAAAUGAAAAGGCAUUCAACAAGGUGUACGACUCUUGGAAGGAGCUAGCAAAAGAAAUUAGGAAGACGUUAAAGAAUUUCUGCUCAACUGAAGACCUUGAUACAAGACUGAAGGAGAUUAAAGCCAAAGAAGC